Ostertagia ostertagi is the source of this 396-nucleotide messenger RNA. The record is from the annotation of a GenBank genome assembly. Lineage: Eukaryota; Metazoa; Nematoda; Chromadorea; Rhabditida; Trichostrongylidae.
AUGAGCCUGGGCGUCGGCCUAGCCGCUUGCGGCGUGUCGUCCGUCUUCUUUGGUUCAAUGUUCGUUCCUAUCAGAAAGUACGAUGCUGGAGAUGGAAUGUUCGCUCAGUGGGUGAUGUCGAUCGCCAUUCUUAUAGUCGGCUUCAUCGUCUUCUGCAUUCGAAGCUUCCCCGGCUUCUAUCCAUUAGCGAUGCUGGGCGGAGCAUUUUGGGCUGUCGGUAACGCCACAGCGAUUCCGAUAAUCUCCAGGCUUGGGAUGAGCGUUGGAAUCCUCAUAUGGAACACAUCAAAUUGCUUGACGGGCUGGGCUGGCGGAAGGUUUGGCCUCUUCGGCAUGAAAGCUAAUCCACCUGCUAGUGAACUCCUGAACUACGGUGGACUGGUCUGCGUGAUCGUA